Leguminivora glycinivorella is the source of this 960-nucleotide messenger RNA. RefSeq lists its product as uncharacterized. NCBI's taxonomy places the organism in Eukaryota, Metazoa, Arthropoda, Insecta, Lepidoptera, Tortricidae. The transcript is spliced from 6 exons. The record is from RefSeq and is a predicted model, not a curated record. Bases 1 to 960 code for a protein of 319 amino acids.
AUGCCAGCUACCGGACAGCUUAACGAAUCUGCUUUCGGACACACCGAAGCGUUGUCUGCCCUCAUGAACGAGUUUUUCACCAUGUACCCUGGAGCCAAGAGUGCCUAUUCGGUGGCUUCAGCCUUAAGUGGAACCACAGGCCUACAGACCUUUUCUGGCCAAGCCCCGGUUGCAGCCCAGAGCAAGUGGAUUCCUUACUUCCAAGGAGUUUUCUACUGUCACGAACAUGUUAAAGUUCAUUUUGCACUUCAAGGAACAUUACAGUUUAACACAAUAGAUGUGUAUAAUAAUGAUACAGGAUUGCAAUUGCCACUAGUAUUCCGGACAGCUAAAACGUUUGACAUGAAACCAAAUUAUUUUGGUUACAUGGUGAUGGGCCACGGCACCUUGACCAAGCCGCUGGGCGCUCACGCCGAAGCUCAUUGGCACCUGACAGUCCUCACUUCCAAGAAGGACGUCUUCCAUGUCUGCAACAGUCCAUACGCCGAUUGCUGCCGUGAGAUAGCUCUCCCACCAUCUUCGAAGCUGCACAUAGAUUCCCUUUUUGUCCCAAACAGGAGGAACAUCUUGGGAGGGAUCAGGUUGUUUGUGAUGCAGCAUGGGGCUGUCAGUUUUAGGGCUGCUGCUAGUUCUCCUGAAUUAAAGUUGGUAGCAACCCUUCGGCUACAUCAUGACGAUGGUAGUACGGAAGUUUUGGACAAAUGUGAAGGAACGGGCGAGGUGUUCUGGCCCUACAUCAAGGUGGAGUCUGGUGUGCCCCCGAUAGUGAAAACCAAGAGUAUUUCGGCGUCUCGCUCCCAGGCAUAUAUAAGUCAUAUAAGUGCGACUCAACUGGGGAAAAAAUCGAGAAUAGGCAGUGCUAGUGCAAAUUUGAAACAAAGAUCUGCUAAUAAGCUAGGACUAACUAAGGAUGUCAAAACUUCAACCAGUCUGCAAGCCAGAACAUAUACAAUUGAGUGA